This is a messenger RNA of Aspergillus pseudotamarii, 609 nucleotides long. RefSeq lists its product as uncharacterized. Gene Ontology annotation, cellular component: cytoplasm; nucleus. Bases 1 to 609 code for a protein of 202 amino acids. The record is from RefSeq and is a predicted model, not a curated record. NCBI's taxonomy places the organism in Eukaryota, Fungi, Ascomycota, Eurotiomycetes, Eurotiales, Aspergillaceae. The transcript has 2 exons.
AUGAAUAUUGCAGCUGCUGUCCGGAACGAACUUUCCGAUCACUACACGUACGAGUUUGUGGAAGGGGCUAUCUCAUGGGAAUCAUCCAACCGAAAUGGCAUUCAUUUAGAGGCAGCGACUUUCACCUACUGUCAUCCUAAGCAGGCAGACUCAUCCUUACGCGCAAUCCACGACCUGGAACGAUUUUUCGAAGAUGAGGGUCGUUUCGAUAGCGUCAUUGGCUUUAGUAUGGGCGCCAGCCUGGCAAUCACAUGGCUGAAGCAUAAACAGGAGGCACUCAAUAUGGGAGACAUAACCAGCCUACCGGUUAACGUUGUAAUCUUGUUUUCCGUCAGUCACGUCUCUGAUUACAGGGUAGUAGAAAAAGGCAACCCAGUGGGAUGGGAUCCGAAUCAUGCUAGUAUUCAGUUGGAAGUACCAAGUGUGCACAUAUGGGGUUCGCAGGACCCAUCCAAGUCACUAGCACAGCGGGGUACGGAGUUCUUUAGACCUGAUAAGUUGUCAACAUAUGCACAUAAGAGAGGGCACGAGAUUCCAUCUUCCAUGGAAGAUGUUACUUAUGUGGUGAAGGCUAUCAACCGAGCCAUAGGGGCGAUAUCACGGGUAUAA